Scophthalmus maximus (turbot) is the source of this 1958-nucleotide messenger RNA. It is a transcript of the gene npffr1l2, whose product is annotated as neuropeptide FF receptor 1 like 2. NCBI's taxonomy places the organism in Eukaryota, Metazoa, Chordata, Actinopteri, Pleuronectiformes, Scophthalmidae. Gene Ontology annotation, cellular component: membrane. Gene Ontology annotation, biological process: G protein-coupled receptor signaling pathway. Gene Ontology annotation, molecular function: neuropeptide receptor activity; peptide binding. Bases 228 to 1766 code for a protein of 512 amino acids. The record is from RefSeq and is a predicted model, not a curated record. The transcript has 4 exons.
GGGUGUCGUGUCAGUCAGACGGUAUAUUUAGUGAUGCCCCAACGUGAAACCCCUGUUGUGAAGAGCCGGUGGCUUGGAGGUGACCUCUCCAUCCUCUGUCACCGCCGGCAACAGACUGGCGCGCGGCCGCGCGCGCAGAGAAGCUGUCCGUCAAAUCACCGCCAACCUGAGACUGACUUCGGCGCGGAGAGUCGGUGGGAGGCGCAGUCAUCACCUGCGGCUCGUCCAUGCGCGGCUUCAUCUUGCCUCUCGUCAUCGCUCGGCGGAGUCUUGACUGCAAGCUGCGGGUCGAGGAGCAUCUGCAACCACGAGGGUGUUGUGUCAUGGAGAUUCUGGACAACAUGGGUGAGGAAGGAUUGGAGUUGGAGGGAUCGGCCACCACAGCACCCCUUUCCAACACCAGCCUAGAUGGUGCCACCAAUAUUACCAACAUUACUUUCUCCCCCUACUAUCAGCACUCUCUGUAUGUGGCUGCCAGCUACAUCCUGGCCUACUUCUUCAUCUUUCUGCUGUGUAUGGUUGGAAACUGCCUGGUGUGUCUGAUUGUAAUGGAAAACCGUCGUAUGCGCACAGUCACCAACCUCUUCAUCCUCAACCUUGCUAUUAGUGACCUGCUGGUGGGCAUCUUCUGCAUCCCUACAACACUGGUGGACAACCUCGUCACAGGCUGGCCCUUUUCCAACAUUGUGUGCAAGAUGAGUGGCUUUGUGCAGGGUGUGUCUGUUGCUGCAUCUGUCUUCACCCUAGUGGCCAUUGCUGUGGAAAGGUUUCGCUGUAUAGUGUACCCUCUACAACCCAAGCCAGCUGCACUUGUUGCCCAGGCGGCCAUCGUCUUUAUCUGGGUGCUGGCAGUGGUGAUCAUGUGUCCCGCUGCAAUGGCCCUGACUGUGGAGAAGUUUCCUUCCCACUACAUGGUGUACAAUGAUGACUUCAACCACACACUCCCCGUGUACACCUGCUAUGAAAACUUUGAUAACCCACGGAUGAGAAAGGUCUACACGGCAGUUCUGUUUGCUCACAUCUACCUGGUGCCCCUCACUGUCAUUACCCUGAUGUAUGGAAGUAUCGGAGUCAAGCUGUGUUCCACUGUGGUUGCAAACAGAGAGCCGCAGCUCGGCAAUGCAGUCCAGGUGGGAGUCAGAAGGGGGGGUCAGCCAAUGAUAUCACAGAAAAAGAUCAAGGUGAUAAAAAUGCUCACCCUGGUGGCUUUGCUAUUCAUGCUGUCCUGGUUGCCCCUCUGGACCCUAAUGAUGAUGACAGACUAUGCAGGCUUGGACAGGGACCAGCUGGACCUUCUGACCAGCUACAUCUUCCCCUUCGCCCACUGGCUUGCCUUCUCCAACUCCAGCAUCAACCCCAUCAUCUACGGCUACUACAAUGAAAACUUCCGGAGGGGCUUCCAGGCAGUGUGCAAGUCCAGGCCCCUCUGUUGCCUUGAGCAGUGUCAGCUGCUGAUGAGGGUUUUCAGGUGGGGCAGGAAAGGAAGGUCUGCGCUGGCACCUUGUGGGGGUACUGACUUCAGAGAUGCCACUAGCAAGACAAAGGUCAUGGGGCUGAGAAAUCGAGUCCAUAAUGAGGACAAGGUGAAUGACCCAGCAGAGGUGAACAGGAGCGCAAGGGUGGGUUGUGCGAUGGUCCGCUCAGAGAGAAGUCUUUCAAAUCAAGAUUUAGAAAUGGCACCGUUACCCAAGAAGGGCAGUAAUGGUGAAGAGUCAGAGAGGGUUAGUUCUCUGGCAGUUUCAGUGUAUCAGGCGUGGGAUAACUAAAUCCUACGCCUUCACAGAAAUCAACCACAUAAAGCUAAGAUAUUUUGCAUCGUAGUCCCAAGAUAAAACUGCGAUUUAUCCGAUUUUGCAAGUGUAAUGUGGUCCCUGUUUGGAAUGAUGGUUGCACAUUGCAAUCCUAGUUCUUGGCAGCGCCUCAUCUUUGAUCCCAGGCUCAGCCAGUCAGGAACAGCA